AUGGUGCUUCUCCACAGCCUGCUGACUCAUGCUCUAGCCUGCAGACACUGUGGCAGCAGCAUCUGCCUCCAAAGUCCAGGGAAUCUGGUGAUAUUAUUCCUGUUCACAGUUUGGCAGAUCCGAAGAUGGCGGCAGCUUGGGAGACGGCUCCAGCCCUGGUGUUCUGGAGACAAAAUGAUGCAAGGCAAGGGCCUACAACUUCUGUACCACUUGGUGGCCUUCCUUGAUUGCUUGUGGAAGCAAAAAUCAGAGGAAGAAGAGGAUGGGGAAGAGGAGGAAGAAGAAUCUCUGGAUUCACAAAGCCUGUAUUCUCCUUGCAAAGACACUCUCAUUGAAAAUCGCUUCACUGCAGCCCCACCCCAGCCAUCCUGUAGUUCUGAGGGGCUCCCCAAGGCCACAGAGACACGGGCACAAGCACGCACACAACCCUCAAGCCCUUCCAGAGCCUACCCUAUCUCCCAGAUCCUGACCAACCUACCUGUGAGGAACACGACAGCUUUAUGGAGCUUCCUGCAGCAAAGAAAAAGCCAGCUCUUCUGGGGUCAUCCCGCUCUACACAGUGAGUCCUUGGAGACUAUUUUCUUGAGCUCAGAUGGCCCCUCUCCACUAAAAUUGUCUGUGUGUCCUUCUGUCUCAUUCAACAAGGUUGACUUCCUGUCUGUGUACAACUUGUUACUUCCCUAUUACCACUCCUUAGCUUACUGCCCUACCCCUGAAGCCCAUACUAUGGGAGAUCUGGAAGGAAUGACACUUGGUUCUCAACUAGCUCAACCUCCACCUUCCCUCCCUAUCCCACCAGUAUCCUCCCACCUUAAGCCUUUGCCUGUGGGGUCCAAGGAAAUUGAAUCUGACACUGAGGCACACACACAGCGGUUUACACAGAACAACGAGGUUCCUUGUGCCUCCGAGAAUCAAGCUCUGUACUCACAGCCUGAACUCCAAAAAUUCAGACCCUCCACAUUCUUAUACUCAUCUGAGGCCUGGAGGGAGAUGCCAGGGGACCCUAGCCUCCAUCAUCACAAUCCAGAAUCACCCUCUGCCUCCCUGUUAUAUCCUUUUUAUCCUCAGGAAGCCCUAAGUAGGUUUGAGGUGCUGUGGGCAACCAUGGAACAAAAUGAACACCCAGAAGCCUGUGAACGUUCAGUGCCAACUGCAAGCCCACACCCAACCUCCCUGAAAAAAUGCCAGAGAGUCAAGCCUAUAGGAGACCUGUCUGGACUGAAGGCUCUCUGGGAAACCCCAGUACAAAAAGAGAACCCUCAGAUCUAUGAACUUCCAAUCUUAGCCCCUUGUCAGUUCACAGCACCCAUGACUGAACCUCCAGGUACUCCCUAUGAAACUCAGUGGGGAAUCACAGCACAGAAAGACAGUGUUCAUGAUUUUGACCCCCUAAUGUCAGCUUCCUGUCAAUCACCAGGUUCUCUGUCAGAAGUGAAAAAUGUUAACCCCAAAGGAAGACUUCUUGCACUGAGGGACUUCUGGGGAAACACAGGAUACCGAGAGAACUCAUCUGUAUCUAUGUCUCCAGUGUCAGCCCCCAGCCUGCCUUUAGACACCCUGUCAGAACACCAGGAAGAGAGUCCCCUAGAGGACUUGUUUGGAUAUGAGCCUCGAUGGCAAUGCAGAGAAAAUUCAGGCAAUCUCUGGGCCUUUGGAACUCCAACCUUGGACUUCAACAUGCGGUUCUAUGAAACGAGCCCUCAGUGUGUCCCUCAACUGAAGGGUAGACCUAGUACAGAAAACCUCUGUGUCUGUACAGACCUAGUUUCAUCUCCUAGCCUUCCCUUUGCCUCCCUACCAGACUCUGCAGUCUUGUUAGAGUCUAAAGCUUUACUGGAGACAAAGGAGCAGAGAAAACACCCCUGGGUGUCUGACUCCCCACAUCCUGUCCAUGUAUCACCUCUAGUCCCCUUUACGGAACCACAAAGAAUCAAUACUGUGGAUGAUUUCCCUAGAUCAGAAGCUAUAUGGAAGGAUACUAGGAAUACAAGAAAGUGUUUGUCUUCUGAGCAUCCAUUUAUGACCCUCAACCCAUGCCCAGAUCACCUACAGCAAUCCCUCAGAGGCAGCCCCUUAGAGAAGCCAUUUCAAUCGAAAGCUUGGUGUGGGGACAUUCAAAUAAAGAGUAACUUCCUGGUCUCUGCGCUCCCAGCUCAGAGCUGCUUCCAGCACCUGCUUGGAGCUGGCCCCUCAGCAGUCUCAUCUGACUGUGAGAUCGCUGGAGCACACAUGCAGCACAACGGACACUGUUCUGUUUCUGUGUCCCCAGGUCAGGAAUCCAAUCCACCUCCAAACUUGGUUUUGAAGUCACACGUAAGUGAGCCUCCUGGAGACCAGUGCAACUGUAAGCCUAUGGAGUCGGUAGUAGAGCAGAGGAAGGAUUACUGGGCCACUGAACUACCAGGCCCCAGCUUUCUCUCUACUCCAUCACAAGAGCGACACUCCAACACUGAGUUUUUAUGUAGAAAUGUACAAGAAAGAGAGGCCUCCCAGGGUCCCAAUCCUUCAGCAGUAAAUCCUCUGCAAGCAACAUCCUGGCCUUCCACUCUAGCGAAAGCCCUGAAGCCUGAGCCUAUGCUGCCUGGCCCACAGAAGGCAGAGAUGCUCUCAGAGACAAGGGUAGAGGCCCCAUGCCCGCAGCAUGCGGCCGACUCAGAGGCAUGUGACCACCCUGUGAGCCACGCCUGGCGAUGGAGUAGAGAACUGAAGCUCAGGCUGAACAAACUACAGCAGAGCCCCCCAUUUAAACCCCCAGGUUCACAUCACUCAUCUUGUAGCUCCCGAGUCCUUAAACCACCAACUCCAGAAUCUUGUCUCCAACAGUCUCAUCCUCUCAGUCUGCACCCUUGCCAUCCCCCAAAAGUUCACAGGACAGAACCUUUGCCUGUCCAGGCCUCUCAUUGCUCCCCCUCCUCUUCCCAACCUCAGCUACAAGUUUCUGGUGGACCAGAACAAGAGUCUCAGAAAAACAAGAGGAUGAAAUGGAAGGUAGUGGUCCAAACCCCAUCCCCAGCGCAUGUUCAGAUGAAGGCUAAUGAAAACUGUUCAGGAAUGGAAGAGUCCUCAAAUACAGGGGUUCUGGUCUUCAGCAAGAGACAAGACAAGACUUUAGUACCAUUUUCAGCCCAAAAGAGAGUGAGUCCCAGAAAAUCCAAAGCAGAGAAAUGUGGGAGAGGAACAGCAAAAUUAGCAUCAUCCACUGUCACAGGGAAAGACCACCCUGGCCCGGCCUGCAGAUCAGAAGGCCCUAUACACCCAUUUCCUAAGAAGUCUCAGUAUAAAGCUCAGAGUUCUACACACACUGCAGUUGCUCAGCAGCUUCUCCCAAAUGUUGCUGGUCCCCAGGAUCAGCAGCAAAAGACAAAGGCUAGUGUCACUCAGAAUCCUCCCCAGUCUAAGCAUUGUCUUUGGACCCCCAAGAAGCAGCUCCUAUCCUCCACAUCCAAGGCUCCCCCUACCAGAGGUAUCCAAAGAUGGUUUGCUAAAUUUCUAGGUGUCGCAGACUUCUUUGGACGAAAUCUAGUCAAAAAAGUAUAG
Acomys russatus (golden spiny mouse) is the source of this 3537-nucleotide messenger RNA. RefSeq names its product chromosome 2 C9orf131 homolog (gene Spata31g1). The transcript is spliced from 2 exons. The record is from RefSeq and is a predicted model, not a curated record. Lineage: Eukaryota; Metazoa; Chordata; Mammalia; Rodentia; Muridae. Bases 1 to 3537 code for a protein of 1178 amino acids.